This is a messenger RNA of Phaedon cochleariae (mustard beetle), 1359 nucleotides long. The record is from the annotation of a GenBank genome assembly. Lineage: Eukaryota; Metazoa; Arthropoda; Insecta; Coleoptera; Chrysomelidae.
UUAUAGUUUAAUUUUGGUGAAAAACAAGGAAUUAAAUUAAAUUUUAAGCAUUAAUAAUUAUUUCACUCACAUUUUAAGAUGUCUUUAGUAUCAAGAAACGUUCCAAGACUCCUAUUUCAAGCCCUACAGAGUUCCAGUAGCAGAUCAAUACAUAAUAGCAUAGCAAAUAACACUGCUGACCUAGCAGAAAGACCGAACGCUAGGACCACAUGUACCCUGAUACCCGGCGAUGGCGUUGGCCCUGAGCUCAUCUACUCCGUGCAGGAGGUAUUCAAAGCGGCCGGCAUACCGGUCGACUUCGAGUCGUACUUUUUCUCUGAGGUCAAUCCCACGCUUAGUGCGCCUCUCCAAGUUGUUGCUAAAUCCAUCGAGAGAAAUAGAGUGUGUCUGAAAGGUAUCCUUGCUACACCCGAUUACAGUCACACUGGGGAGCUGCAGACUCUGAACAUGAAGCUAAGGAAUUCUCUCGAUUUAUAUGCUAAUGUGGUACACGUCAAGUCACUGCCAGGCAUCAAAUGUCGGCACAGCAACAUUGAUUGUAUCAUUAUCCGUGAACAAACGGAGGGAGAAUACUCUGCAUUAGAGUAUGAGGGAGUUAAAGGGGUUGUUGAAUGUUUGAAAAUUGUUACUAAGACAAAAUCCCAAAGGAUAGCCAAGUUUGCAUUCGACUAUGCUACUAAGAACAACAGGAAAAAGGUGACUGCUGUUCAUAAGGCAAACAUUAUGAAGUUGGGAGAUGGUCUGUUCUUGAAAAGUUGCGAGGAAAUGGCCAAACUCUAUCCGAAAAUCGAGUUCGAAAAGAUGAUCGUGGACAACUGCACGAUGCAGAUGGUGUCCCACCCCCACCAGUUCGACGUGAUGGUGACGCCUAACCUGUACGGCAAUAUUGUGGACAAUUUGGCGUCGGGUUUGGUCGGUGGUGCCGGCGUCGUGGCCGGGGCGUCGUAUUCGGCGAAUUGUGUCGUUUUCGAACCGGGCGCGCGCCAUACUUAUUCAGAAGCGGUCGGCAAGAACGUGGCCAACCCGACCGCGAUGCUGCUUUGCUCAGCUAAGCUGUUGAGGCACGUCAACCUGCCGAUGUACGGCGAGAUGAUCAGGAACGCGGUGGAAAAAGUGUUGAACGACGGUAAAGUGAAGACCAAGGACGUGGGGGGGCAGUCGAGUACGCAGGAGUUCACGUAUGCUGUCAUCCAUAAUCUGCAGAUACCGCCUCAGCCACCCCUGCCUACUUAUUGAGGUCGAAUUAGGUGAUAUUAACAGCGAGUUAGGUGAUUGAAAUUGUUAUAAUCCAGUGUGUGAUUUAUUGUGACAGUAUUUAUUAAUCUAUUAUUUAUUGACUAGGAAUAAAGUAACACCUUG